UGAUAUGCCAAGGUCAUCAAUAGAUUGACCACUUCGUUGGCGCAGUUUCCCGCAAUAAGCCCUCUAUCAUCGGAGUUUGCUUCAUUGCUUGCGCAAGACUGCAGAGCGAAGAUGGCAGAUCAUCGAGAAAAUGGCACUGUUCCAGCUAAAAUGAAGCGAAUUGGUGAACACAGACCAGUCACUGUAGUUUUGGGAACUCAGUGGGGAGAUGAAGGGAAAGGGAAGAUCGUUGAUAUGCUCGGAGUAGAUGCGGACUUGUGCUGUCGCUGUCAGGGAGGAAACAAUGCUGGUCACUCUGUGCACGUCCAGGACAAGCAUUAUGCUUUCCACCUUCUACCGAGUGGAGUUGUCUACCCUAGCUGUAAAGGUGUCAUCGGCAAUGGAGUGGUGAUACAUUUACCUGAUUUAUUUAAAGAAAUGAAUCGGAACAAGAUAGAACAGCUGGAGGAGCGUCUUGUUAUUUCUGACAGAGCUCACCUGGUGUUUGAUCUGCACCAGCAGGUGGAUGGUAUGCAGGAGUCUGGCAGAGGACAAAAAAGCAUUGGAACAACAAAGAAAGGCAUUGGCCCAACUUACUCUUCAAAGGCAACCAGGAAUGGUCUGAGGAUUUCUGAUCUCAUUGGAGAUUUUGACAAGUUCUCCGAAAAGUUCCGUCACUUGGUAGAGCACUAUAAGCAAAUGUUCCCGGAGAUCGAUGUUAAAGUUGAUGAGCAGCUAAAAGUGUAUAAGGACUUGCGUGAGCGUGUGCGUCCUAUGGUGAAGGAAACCGUGUCCUAUCUGCACACGGCUAUCAAGGAGAACAAGAAAAUCCUGGUGGAAUGUGCACAGUCCACCAUCCUGGACAUAGAUUUUGGUCUGUAUCCGUACGUGACAUCUUCCAACUGCUCUGUGGGUGGAGUGUGUACAGGUUUGGGCAUCCCACCCCAUAUGGUUGGGGAUGUCUUUGGAGUGGUGAAAGCCUACCUCACUCGGGUUGGUGCCGGGGGAUUUCCAACCGAACUACUGGAUGACCAGGGCAAGCUACUCCAGGAGCGUGGUGGGGAGUACGGAGUCUCAACGGGCAGACUUCGACGAUGUGGCUGGCUGGAUCUUGCCAUGCUCAAAUAUUCCAACAUGAUCAACGGAUUCAGCGGUUUGGCCGUGACAAAGCUGGACAUCCUUGAUGUGUUUGAAGAAAUCAAAGUUGGAGUAGCUUAUAUCUUGAACGGGCAGCGUCUUAACACCUUUCCAGCAUCAGAUGAUGAUCUCCAGAACGUUGAAGUGGAGUACCUGACCUUGCCAGGCUGGAAGGUGUCCACGGAAAAUGCCAGAAGCUUUUCAGAGUUGCCUCCUGAUGCUCAACAUUAUAUACGAACCAUUGAGUCUCAUAUUGGUGUGCCUGUACGAUGGGUGGGUGUUGGGAAAGACCGUGACUCUGUCAUCCCUAUACCUUGAGAUGGCAGCGAGUGAGCUGACUGCUUCUUGGUCCAACAGCUGCUGAUGUUUUUGUCUUUGGAGAUUUUAUGGGUUUAUUUUCUAACAUGUAUUCUACCUGUUUUGUGUGUAACACUGAGAUAUGGGUGACUGCAGCUGUGUGUGCUUUGCCCUUGGUUAGCUUGCCCCUUGUUUGACUUCUUUUUGUUUGAGGGUUAGUUCUGAGGAAAAAAUAUAUAUCAUGUUAUCUGUGUGAUGGUUGCUUUUGGGUUUGUUUUUUGGUUCUUUUUUUUUUUUUUUUUUUUUUUGGUUUCGUUCCAAUAUACUUAUGUUUUUCUUUGUAAGGAGAUGUAUACUUAAAGGUAUUUUCACAUAUCAUUUAGUGGUCUUUAAAAAAUUUUAGCAGCCUGUCUAGGUAAAGCUUUUAUAUGGCUCUAAUUGAAGCUUUAUAUUACUUCGAACGGGGAUGGGGGGGAGGGGGGGGGAAUUUUUGAUGUGCAUUGUUAUUUUUAUUUUACCUCGUUAUUCAAAGUGUGCUUGUUUUUUUAUUAACAUAACAUGUACUUGUACCAUGCCUGGUUUUGUACCUCAGCUCAGGGACAUGGCAUUGUAGACUGGUACCGGACAGUAUUCUGCAGCAGCUUAAGGCAGUCUUGGGAUACUGCUUAUAGGAUACCUCAUACAAAAUUGAGAGCAAACUGGAUGAAAACUAGCCAUGAAAUUCGGGUGUCCAAAAUGUGCAACUGAAAGAUAAAAAAGUAAUAGUUAAAGACAUCCAGGGUUAAAAACAUGAUGCAAUCAUUAAAAAAAAACAAUUUUUGUCAUCAAGUACAAUAUCUGGUCAAGUCAUUAGAGUUGAUAUGUUUGGAUAAAAGAUAAAUUAUUUUAAACAAAAUAUUAUUCUCAAUAUUGAAUUGCACAAUUGAUCCACAAACCUAGUCCUUCCCCAGAAGCAAGAAGCUAUUUUGACGUCCUCUCUCUAUUUUUGAGACGAACAAUGACUAUAGCUUGUUUACUUCUUGAAAAUUCUACCUCAUUGACUAAUUUGCAAAUGCACAAGGAAUUUCUGUAGGCCAGUGACCAAACAAAAAUAAUUUUUAAUGCAGUACAUCUCAUAUUAUUUUUUGACCCACUUUAGUCUAACAUCAAAGAAAAUAUUGGAACCUUUAGUUGCAAUGACCUGGGGGCCUCAUUAUUGGGCUUUUAUAUUCUGUUGGUCAUCCAUCUUUAACACCUGCAUGCAAAGACCUUAGACGAUAAAUAGGAGCGGUUUACUUUUAUCUUCUUGUUUUAAUCACAGGCAAACGAAAGUUAACAAGCUAUAGAUGCAGUUUAAGGAGUAGUCCUUGAGUUUCAAGUUUUUAAUGCAUGUACACAACCUGGCUUCUCUGUCUGUGAACUCCUUCCCUACUGCAAGCUGCAUGUUGCGGUUUGACCGAUUCUUUAUCUCUUCCCCUCAAGUUGUCAGACUCAAUACACCAUUAGUUUACUCUUGUUUUUAUCUUUCCUUGUUAUGAUAUGUUUUGUGGUGCUAAUUGGAAGGAAGUACAUUUCCCUGUGUCGUGGUAUAUAAGCUCAUUUGAGUUUCUGUUAAAAAAAUGUAGAAGAAAUUGUACAUUUUUACUUUUUUAAAGAUUCACGUGGAAGAAGUGGCCUGGGAAAAAUAUGCUAGAGAGAGUUUUUAUGGGUACCCUGUUGAAAAUAUAGCCUACCACUGGGAGAAAGCCUCAGUUUGACUAGCUACAGGAUAUCUGUUUGUACACAAGUAGUCAAGCCUGUAAGUGACCCAAGAGUUACGCAGCAAAAGACAUAAAUUACAGGAAAAACUAUAGGUCUAUUUUUCGUUAUGUAUAUUAUAUAUCACUAGGUCUUUCUGUGUGCAGCCUAGUACUCUCUUGUUGUCCAACUGAAUCUCAGUGGCCCAAUAUAUUUUUAUCAUUAUGUAAUUAUUGGGGGAAGGUUGAUGUAUCAUCUAUUCAUGAGUGUGCUAUACAAAAGUAACAGAGCGUCCAAAUAAAGUGGUGUGUCCUCUCUUGAAAUAACAGUUUUGUUGCUUGGAAUGUUUACAUCAUAUGGUUGGAGAGUUUUAUUUGAGUCGCCAUCACCAAAAAGAGACAGUUGAGUGCAACGAUAAAUGUUGAGACAUUUUGGCCACCACACAAUGGGAGUAGACACUGUAAAUGUUGGUGUCUAAAUCACUCGGGUGCCCCAUUCGAUAGAGUAAUCAAGUGGAAGUGAAUACACUGUAGAUAUUGGUAUGUAGAGCACUCGCACUCAAUCUGAUGGAAUAACUAGAGACAAUGUAGAUUUUGGUGUCUUCCGCAUUCGAAUACUUCACACGAUGGAGUAGUCAAUAGGAUGCAAUGUAGAGAUAUAUUUUCCUAGAGCACUCAUGUUCAGUUUUGCCAAGUGAAAGGAGUUGGUCACAAGAAUGAAGCGGUGUGGAUUAUUCUUCACUGGUGUCUUAUAAUAAGAGAUAAGGGUUGAUGGCAGGAACGUUUUUUACCUUGUGCUUUUCCCAAAACCAUUCAGAUGUGACCUUUUAAAAAAUUCUUUUUCUCUGUCAGGGAGAUUUCUUUCAUGUCCCUGUUUAAUCAACUGACUGAUGCUGUCUCAUUUUUUUCCCUUUAAUAUGCAGUGGUUUUUGUCCUGCUUUUGAAAAAUGGAAUUCUUUAAACUGAAGAAUGGUUUAGUCUUUGCUGGGCUGUAGAUAAAAAUUUAUAUUUUCAAAAAGAAAGAAGAAAACCAUUUGAUUUUGAUGGUAGUGUCUUUAUGAAUUUAAAAAACAAACAAACAGAAAUACCUUAAGCCUUAGGUAUGUACACUAAAAUGUGCAUAAAAUGUUAAUAUUUCAUGUUCAUAAGGACAGCUAUGGACAGUUUAUUUAGCAAAAAUGGUCACAAUUAUAUGUAAACAGCAAUGUCCUGAACUUGUUUUGAUAAAGUGCUUUGUAUUGUUGUGUUGGAGUAUUGUCUGCAACCUGGUCUAGGUGUGGUUUGACAUAAAAUGUCUUGUGAAUGAGAAUGGUAGAAUUGAUCAGGCUUAUAAACCAUGAAUCAUAAAUGAAGUAUGUGUACAUCCAGUUUUAUUUUUUUAAGUAGUUCUUUUUUGUGUGUGUUUUGUUUUGAAUUAUAUAACUUUUAAUUAAUUUUUUCUAUUCUGGUUAAUCACACUUGUAUAUAUAUCUUUGUUCUUGUCAACUUCAGUUACUAUUCAAUUGAUGAUUUCAGUGUGAAAUGUUAAAAACAUUUUGAGUAUUUGCUCACCAAAAGAGAUUGAUCUACUGGUUGGUGUUUGGAAAAAAAAUCUUCUUAGUGCAGGAUGCAUUGCAACCCCCUGUGCUUUUGACAUCGCCUCUCAAACCGAGAAGGGUGAAAUGUAUUUCUUUUGUUUUGGCAGCAAUUUAUUGGUUCACUCUCUUUUUAUUUUUGAAGUGAUCGUCUGGUGGUUGGUGGAAAUGAGAAGAGAUUAAUAUACUUUAUGACUAUGCUCUACUCUGUUUGGUUUGCAAAGGUUUUUGUUGUGACAAUGGAAUUUUACGACACUCUGACUUUUAAAAACUUUCUUAACUAACUGAAGACUGAGGUCUCGCGAGGCGCACAACCCCUGAAGACGACUGACGUUUUUGAGGGUUUUAUUUUAAAAAUCAUAACUUUACUUAGAAUUGUUCAAUUGCUCUGACCUUUUCACACAAGUAAGAGACAUUUGUGUUUUUUCAAAUAAAACAAAUUUUAAUGCUGUAUCUUUUAUACUUUAAAAAAAAAUGAAUUUUUGAAAAGCACAUGAAUUUUGGUUUUCUUAAGAAUCUUUUUUAGCUUACCCUUCCCUUUACUCACACCAGAUCUACUUACACUAAGUUACACUUUUACUAACAGAAAUAUCACUGUCAGGCCUUUUGCGCCUCUGAGGUGUGAAUUCUGGAUCAUUAGGAUGGCUAAGUUUACUUUCUGAUGAACUAGACUCAUUGAAAACAUAAAAAAUGUUGCUAGGUUUGCUGCGUACGCGUACACUCGAAGUCUGCAUGGGGGCAGCCAUUUUCCCUAGAAUUGACGUUUGUAAUAUCCUGAGUGACAUCCCCUAAAAGUUUGUAUUAAAAGAAGUUCUACCCCCACUUCAGCGAAACUUCGCACGAAACGAAAGAAAUGGAUGCACCAGCGCUGACAACGAUUCCCGAGGCUCUCUUGGGAUUACGAAAAGUUCGAAAAAAUGAUAAAGCUGGUCCUGUGGGGGUCACGGGAUCCAGCAUCAGUGACUUAAAGGAGAAUGAAAUGUUUUUAUUUUUGUCUUUUCUAGUUUUCCUUUGGGGGGCAUGAUAAGAUUAUGAGUGCUGGACACCUUUUUCUACCAUGGUUCUCAUUCCCUUUGCUAGAGAUAUGAUUUUAUUCUUUUGUGGAUUGAUUUGUGAUAAUCUGUUGCCAUUGUGAAUGCUCAUUUGAUGUUACUUGCAUCGAUGUGUGACGUACAUUCAAAUCUUUGUCUGACCUAAUACAUUUUCAUUUUCAUUCAUACUUAUAAUCCUGUAUUGUUCUUAGUGUUAUCCUGCUGAAAAAUAGGAGUUUGUUUUUGCUUACAUGUAUACAGUGUACACUCUGGCUAUGAAUGUUUGUUCGGGUUUCUUCAGUGAAGUGUAAUUUUGUACUGAAAAUUAGCUUAUACUUACAUUGCUUUAUUUACCUAUUCAGUCAUUGUGUAAGUUAACACUACCUUUUCAUAGGCUUCCACAAAUAUCGCAAGCUUAGUGCUAUCUUGUACUUACUCCAUUUUUCUGGUUUCGAAAAGACUCUUUGUAAGUCAAAAUAUUGUCGACGGCAAACCAGCAACAUUUUGUCAAUUUUUUACUGUGAAAUUAGUACCGAGGGGGUUUUACAUGGACGGAAUUAACAUGAACCUAUAGAUUAUGGUUAUAUUUUUGACUUGUUAUUUUGGAAAGAAAGGAAGGACAGAGUUAUAUAGUCGCAACAACUGGAGUGAGUACAAAAAUGAUUUUAAAAUUCUGCAGUUAAUCAACAAGCGUAAGUGUGAUGGUUUGUAACUGAAAGGGGAGAUUUUUCAACACCUUUACAGUUGUGACAAAUGCUCUCAAUAGUUGAAAAUUGUAGUUACAAGAUAGCACCAAGUAGGCAAGAUGUAGAUGAAUCUCUAGAUGGAAGUCCGUAUCAAUAUGCUGAGUGAUCAGUGUCAGUAAAUUCUGGGUGUUGGCAGAGAAAAGAGGAUGGUCACAAAUGUGAAGAGUAGUGUUUUUGUUGAUUUUUUAAGCAGUAGUAGUGAAGGCAUGAACACACACCUUUCCAAAAGUAAUUGACAGGGAAAAAUGAACCAUGAAUCAAAGAAGGCGAAAACACAGAAUGAUGGAAGGGAGUAAAGAUUGUGUGGGCAACAACAUUGUAGUAAGGUCAUAGUAAUGGCUUUUUAUAUUAUAUGAAUAUAAUGUAUUUUUGUAACAAUAUAAUUCAAGUUCAUAGUAGUAAAGUAUUGCAACUUGGUUGGUAAAUAUGUGUUAAUGUAGUAAUUAGAAUAAUGGGAACAAAAGGAUAAGUAGAAGGGUGAAAUGUUAAGCUUGCUGAUCUAGUGUUGAAAUGAGUAUACAAACACCCCCUUUUAUUCUCCCGAUGACAACAUUUGUCAAAUUAUGUUACCCAGUCUGUUCGCCAUUCAGUAUCACUCGUGUUAACCUGUACCCCAUCUGCUGUUCACAUCUGGCUGUGUACACUGUCUGUGGCACAUUGUCAUUACUUUGUCCUUUUUUCAUUACACAGUUACUGGAGUCAGCUCUCCCCCUCCAAGUUUCUACUUUUUGAUAGUGCAAAAUUGUCUUGCUGUUGGUUUCAUAUCCUCAGUAUAAGAUCGUUGUCUCCUGUAACACAUUUUCAUUUUUGUUCAAGUCAUAAGGUUGAUGAAGAUCUUUCAUAAGCACUGUUUUUUUUCCCCGUCAAGUUUUCUUCCAACAACAAAAAAUAUUUUUGCAGUUGCUUUGACUUCAGCAAUUGUGUUGUGAAUGUGACAAUAUGGAGGCCUUUCCCCAGCUUCCUUUUGUGAUGUCGGCUUAUCUGUGUGCAAGUCCAUCAAGUAUUCCACACCCACGCCGUGUGAUAUUUUGUGUUGAAAAUAUGACCGAACUGAGAUGUCAUGUUACCCAGAAUAAAAUAUUAUUCUUUCUUUUUU
Molecule: messenger RNA, 7575 nt
Organism: Aplysia californica (California sea hare)
Lineage: Eukaryota; Metazoa; Mollusca; Gastropoda; Aplysiida; Aplysiidae
Product: adenylosuccinate synthetase
Exons: 13
Coding region: 112-1434 (440 amino acids)
Biological process (GO): 'de novo' AMP biosynthetic process; IMP metabolic process
Cellular component (GO): cytoplasm
Molecular function (GO): adenylosuccinate synthase activity; GTP binding
Source: RefSeq, a predicted model, not a curated record